CCUCAGAUACGAGCUGCCAUCACAGAACACAAAAACCUUGUAAACACUUGAACCAAUGAAUCUAAUAGAUCUACAAAGAAAAACACAUGAAGGUGUAACUCAUAAUGCUAUAUUCCAAGUUUUCUAUCAAAACAGUUGUUUUGGGAAAUGUAAUUAUUCAGAGAAAAUGCUGACCCGCACCCAUUAUAAUCACGAGAGAUGACACACAUUUUCCUUUCAUUUCCAAUCUGUUAUUUAAAGUGAAACUGAAAGUUAGACCUGGAUGUAUAAAUAUACCCUCCCAUGAGAGCUGCCUACACAUCACAUCUGCACAUCCUUCAGGAGCACAAGAAUAUAGUUCUGUGAUUGUUAUUUGUUCAAACGACACAAGAUUGCAAAUGGGAGCAAGUGAAUCAAAACCAACUGAACAACUGAAUGAAGCAUGGAGGACAUUUGACUGGGGACAGAAGGAAGAGCUGAAAGAACGUCUAGAAAAGUUUACGUUGAGUAAUCCAGAUGUGACAAACGUCAAGAUCCUGGUGGCUGGACAAAUUGGAGCAGGGAAGUCCAGCUUUAUUAACUCUGUCCUUAGUGCCUUUCAAGGAGAAAUAGUUAAUGAAGCAAUAGCUGAUGUUUCGGGAUCAGCCGCCAGUCACAGUUUCACAAAAAGACUGAGAACAUACCGCAUCAGAAGUGGAGAUGCAGAUUUGCCUUUUGAAUUAUGUGACGUAAUAGGCUUAGAACCUGAAAGAAUAUCUGAGUGUCAACCAGAUGACAUUAUCAACACCAUAUAUGGUCAUGUGAAGGAGGGAUAUAAAUUCAAGGAGAAACCUCUCACUAGUGAUGAUGAACAUUACAAUCAAAACCCUUCACUGUCUGAUCAAGCAUUCUGCCUAGUUUACGUCAUAGAUGCAAAUACAUUCCAACUCUCUGAAGAUGAUAAGAUACUUACAGAGAAAUUGAGGCUCAUUCGCCAGACCAUCAGUGAUAAAGGGAUUCCUCAAGUGAUUGUCAUGUCUAAAGUGGAUGAAGCAAGUCCUCUGGUCAGUAAAGAUCUAAAGAUGGUCUACAGAAGCAAGAAGAUCAAAGAGAAGAUGGAGUUGUGCAGUUUCAAAGUGGGUGUUCCAAUGAGCAACAUCUUCCCAGUGAAGAACUAUCAUAAUGAGAUUAACACAAAUGAUCAUGUUGAUGUUUUGAUUCUCAAGGCAUUAGAUCAGAUUGUGCGUUCUGCUGAUGCAAGACAGAGGUUUGGUGCUUCCAACAAAUGAGUUUUCGGGACAAAAAACAACAAUAAUAGCGUUUAGGGUUGAAUGUAUAUUAAAUGGCCAAAAGUAUAUCAUCUGAAUCAAGGCACAUUCCAUGUGCAACAUAGUACAGGUUACAGCCAACAUUUGAUAAUGAUAAAAGUGACCCACACAUACACACAGUAUUAGAAAUUGCUACACAAAUUAGUCGUGUCAACUUGAUUGACUUGAACACAGUAAACUCAACAACAACAAACUCAAAAUGAUAAAAAAAAGCAAAGUAAUUCUAUUUGAUUCAAGUUCAGUACACUUGCAUUUUGUAUAUAACCCAUAUACUUUAUUUUCCUGAAGGCUUCUAAGUGAUAUUUUAGUACUAAAAUCAUGCUAGCUCUUCCUGUUGUUGUUGCUAGCUGCCCUUUUCUGCUCUUCUUCUGUAUAAAGGUAAUUGGUCGUCUUUGUGUAUUUUGCUCCAUACUGAACUAUUCUGCAAUUAUGUUCUUUUUAUUAUCAACUGGCGCUAUGUUUUAGCUCAUUCAGCAUCUACACAUAAUCCAUCAUGAUAGCAGAGAAUCAACAUGCUAAUCAGUAUUACUUUAUGUAACCCUUAUAAUAAUUCAGUACUAUAUGUGAUGUAAAAAUCCUAUAUGCUACUAUAUUUACUUAAAAUUCCACAGUAAAUUUCCAAAGAACCCACAGUCUUCUGGUU
Messenger RNA from Cyprinus carpio (common carp), 1929 nucleotides. RefSeq names its product interferon-induced protein 44-like. Lineage: Eukaryota; Metazoa; Chordata; Actinopteri; Cypriniformes; Cyprinidae. Bases 378 to 1247 code for a protein of 289 amino acids. The transcript is spliced from 7 exons. The record is from RefSeq and is a predicted model, not a curated record.